AUGAAGUUACUUGCACGUAGCAAGGUAUUGUGGCCUCUGAUCGAUAAAGACAUAGAACGAACCGUGAAGAACUGCGAAGAUUGUGCAAAAGCCGGAAAGACACCAAUCAAGUGUUCCUUGCAGCCAUGGUCAGUCCCAAGUGGGCCGUGGUCUCGCAUCCUCAUCGAUUACGCCGGUCCCAUGAAUGGAAACUACUUUCUGAUCAUGGUCGAUGCUUACAGCAAGUGGCCGGAGGUUUUUAGAACCAAUGUAACGACGACUUCCCGAACCAUCGAGCUGAUCCUGCAAGCUUUCGCUCAACAUGGCCAUUGCGACACUAUUGUAUCGGAUAAUGGCCCUCAGUUUGCUUCAAUGGAGUUUGAGAGGUUCUGCAAAUCAUUGGGGGUAGAGCACAUUCGAACCGCUCCUUACCACCCGCAAUCGAAUGGGCAAGCUGAGAAAUUUGUCGACUUGCUCAAGACCGGACUGAAGAAGGCCAAAGGAAACAUCGACCAAAAGCUACUCGAGUUCCUCUCCUGCUAUCGUUCGACCCCAUCGUACGGCCUCGGCAUGAAAACACCAGCCGAGGUCCUUAACGGCUGCACAAUGAAGACGAGACUCGAUCUGCUGAACCCUUCCGGCCCGUACCAGGGACUGGCCGACUCCAAACUGGCGCAACAAUUCAACGGUCACCACGGUGCAAAAUGGAAGGAGUUUGUAGAAGGCGACGGCGUCUACUAUCAACUCCAUCGCUCAAACGAUUCAUGGGAAUGGGUUCCAGCGACAGUGAUCAAAAAGUGCGGCACUGUCAACUAUCAAAUUCAAACCGAAUCAGGCCGAGUUAUCAAAGCACACUCAAAUCAGCUUAAGCUGCGCCACAAUAAGGGCGCAUGGUUAGAUACUCCCCAAUUUCUCGACGCCGGCGACACAAGCAAGGAAGUUGCGCCGGAACAAAACACCAUAGAACAAUCCCAAGAUGACAUCAAUCAAAAACCAGAAAAUCGAGAUGACCCAGAAACAUUUGAGGGAAGUACCGACAAUUCAGAUGUCUUUGAGGAUGCCUUGAAGAAUGACGAAGAAGGGAAUCCAAAUGAGGAGGAGAUUCAACAGAUUCCUGACACCCGCCGACACUCUACACGUUCGAAUUUCGGCGUGCCUCCCAGGCGCUAUGGUUUUGACGAGUUCCAGUCUUAG
Messenger RNA from Vollenhovia emeryi, 1173 nucleotides. RefSeq lists its product as uncharacterized. Gene Ontology annotation, biological process: DNA integration. Gene Ontology annotation, molecular function: nucleic acid binding. NCBI's taxonomy places the organism in Eukaryota, Metazoa, Arthropoda, Insecta, Hymenoptera, Formicidae. The transcript has a single exon. The record is from RefSeq and is a predicted model, not a curated record. The coding region runs from base 1 to 1173 and encodes 390 amino acids.